AUGGAGCAGCUGUUCACGUACGGCGACAUCAUCUUUACCGCGGUGUUUGCGAUCGAUGUCAUCGUUCGCGUCGCCUUGCUGGGCUUUACCUUCUGGAAGCAGUGCAUGAAUUACAUUGACGUGGCCGUGGUCAUCACUUCCGCCUUCGAGGUCUUUUUGUACUCCGGCGUGCCCGUCAAUCCGAUGUUGUUCCGGCUUUUGCGAAUCGGUAAACUGGCCCGUACCUUCCGCAUGGUGACGAUGUCCAAUGUUCUUCAGUCUUUGCAGCUGUUGAUCAAGUGCCUGUCGGCUAGUGUCGACAUGCUCUUCUGGACAUUUUGCUUGCUGACUUUUCUGCAGUGCAUCGCGGGCCUGGUGGUUGGCACACUCUGCCGCGAUUUCGUGGCGGACGAAACCAUCGCUUUGGAGCUACGCCAGGACGUGUUUCGCUACUACGGCACUUUCAGCCGCACCAUCCUCACCAUGUUUGAAAUUCUCUUCGCGAACUGGGCCCCACCUGCAAGAGUUCUUUUGGAGAACAUGAGUGAAUGGUUCUCUGUGUUCUUCCUGCUCUACCGGUGCGUCUUGGGCUUCGCGGUUCUCAAUGUGGUCAGCGCUGUCUUUGUUCAGCAGACUAUGAAGACGGCUACGAAUGAUGAAGAGCUGGCCUUCAAGCAGAAGGAAAGAGAUACGGCCAUGUAUACAAGAAAGGUGAAGAAGGUUUUCGCAACAAUGGACAAGAGUGGUGAUGGAGCGCUUAACAUGGAGGAGUUUGCCAAGCUCGUGAAGUCGCCCAAGCUGAAGUUCUGGAUGAGCCAGUUAGAGCUGGAGUAUCACGACCUCAUGAGCCUUUUUGAGUUCUUGGACAAUGGAGAUGGUCAAAUCACUCUCACAGAGUUCAUCGAAGGAGCGGCGCGUCUGCGAGGAAGCGCAAAGGCUUUGGACGUCUGGCGGCUGGAAACCAAAGUGGAGGUUCUCUUCGAAGAAGUGGUCGGCAUGCUGCGCAAGGUCCAGAGCGCCUCUGAGAAUGGCUCAGAGUGCGGCUCCCACAUCGGAGAUGUCUUUGCAAGCUCGCGGUACGCGCAUAUAAAGAUGACCACUGGAGUCACUGGAAGGUGA
Messenger RNA from Symbiodinium sp. CCMP2592, 1098 nucleotides. NCBI's taxonomy places the organism in Eukaryota, Dinophyceae, Suessiales, Symbiodiniaceae. The record is from the annotation of a GenBank genome assembly.